UCAUCACACUUCUCUUCCUCUUUCUUUCUUUCGGCACCUCCUUUCUUCUUCUUCGCCCUCAUCUCUUUCCUUCUCCGAUCCCUAUUUAACGUCUUCGACGAGUAGGAAGCUUAAAAUAUCUAAUCUCUUAUGUGUUGCCCACGAGAAAAGAAAAAUCCUCUUUCACCUUGAUAUUUUUUUGCAUGAAGAGAUUCUAAAACUCUUGUCUCACUCUCUGGUUUAGCUAUGACUACUAUAACGAGGCUUCAAGUAUUCCCACGAUGUCUGGAACACCGCCUCGGAUUCAUGGAUCAUCAACGGGUCGGGUCAAGAUUGAACUGUAGAGGCAAUAGGGUUUAUGUGCAUCGGUGUGAGGGUGAUUCAGAAGACAAAAAGGUCGGAAGACAGAUAAAGCGUGAGAAAAUCAUCAAGGGAAAAGGGUUGUGGAGUUCUCUCAAAUCUGGUGUCUUUGGUGUUAGUAAGUUAGGGUUCUUAUCUAAGGAUGAGUAUACUCAGAAAAUCCAAAAAUUAGAGAUCGUUUUCUCUUCGAUUGCUGUUCAAAUUGCGAGAUAUAUUGUUACGAUGACAAGCACUGGAGCUAUUCUCUUAAUUGGGUUUCAGUUGUCAGGUGGAGAUAAUUCGAUGAACUCAUUGGUUUGGUAUAGCUGGCUUGGUGGAAUUAUCAUUGGAACCAUGACUGGUGCUAACAUGGUUUUAGAAGAUCAUUACCGAGCCGGUCCACGCAAUGUUGUUAUAACCGGAAGUACGAGGGGACUAGGAAAAGCUCUUGCUAGAGAGUUUCUUCUCUCUGGAGAUAGAGUGAUCGUUACAUCUCGCAGUUCUGAAUCGGUUGAUAUGACUGUCAAAGAGCUUGAACAAAACCUCAAGGAGAUAGUGAGUAACGCCAGUGAAUCAGCUAGAAAGAAACUGGCUGAUGCUAAGGUGGUUGGUAUUGCAUGUGAUGUUUGUAAACCCGAGGACGUUGAGAAAUUGUCAAAUUUCGCUGUAAAAGAGCUUGGUUCCAUCAACAUAUGGAUCAACAAUGCUGGUACUAACAAAGGGUUUAGACCACUGCUCGAUUUCACGGAAGAAGAUAUCAAACAGAUCGUCUCCACAAAUUUGAUUGGAUCGAUUCUAUGCACACGAGGGGCGAUGGAGGUGAUGAGUAGACAGGACAACGGUGGGCACAUCUUUAACAUGGAUGGUGCAGGUUCAGGAGGUUCUAGCACUCCUCUCACAGCCGUAUAUGGGUCAACAAAAUGUGGACUUAGACAAUUUCAUGGCUCUAUUGUGAAAGAGUCGCAAAAAACAAAAGUUGGCCUGCACACUGCUUCCCCUGGCAUGGUUUUAACUGAACUUCUUCUUAGUGGUUCGAGCAUAAAAAACAAGCAGAUGUUUAACAUAAUAUGUGAGCUUCCGGAGACAGUGGCUAGAACGCUAGUACCACGAAUGCGUGUUGUGAAAGGUUCAGGAAAAUCAGUCAAUUAUCUAACUCCUCCAAGGAUAUUGCUUGCCAUUGUCACUUCAUGGCUCAGGAGAAGCAGGUGGUUCGAUGACCAAGGACGGGCGUUAUAUGCAGCGGAAGCAGACAGACUAAGGAACUGGGCAGAGAACAGGACGAGGUUUUCGUUAACAGACGCGAUGGAGAUGUAUACAGAGAAUACUUGGGUCUCUGUUUUCUCUCUUUCUGUUGUUUGUGCCUUUAUCAUCUUAUCAAGCACCACUCCUAGCUCUUUCCCAGGCACAUGA
Messenger RNA from Eruca vesicaria subsp. sativa (arugula), 1728 nucleotides. The record is from the annotation of a GenBank genome assembly. Lineage: Eukaryota; Viridiplantae; Streptophyta; Magnoliopsida; Brassicales; Brassicaceae.